AUGGAUGCCAACCAGUGCACAGAGCAGUGGCAACGCACGAUCCUGAAGAAGAGCAGAUUGCUCAAGCAAAUUCAAGAGCGGAUCGCCGAUGAAAUCAAAGUCACCCGCAUCACCAGAUCGGAACAGAUCAACGUGCUGGAAGAUUGGAAAGGCACCUUCACGAAUCAAAUCAAGGCUGACCUUGAACAAUGCUCCGGUCAGCUUCUCGCGCCGCUCCUCAGCGAGAUUCACGCUUCGCUUCCGUUGGAGGUCCGUGAGAAUAUCUACGAGCAUGUCUUCGACAUCAGCAAGCCGAUAGUCAUCCCAAGACUGGAACAUCCCAAGGUCGAGAUCGUGAACGGAAGACUGCAAUCUGGCAGCGCUGGAGCGAGCGAGCAUGCGAAAGCCAUUCGCGAAGAGCUCAAUCCGUUCAUGCAGGACUACUGCUUCUCCGUUGCUGUGAUGGAACCAGUCUAA
Messenger RNA from Alternaria hordeiaustralica, 456 nucleotides. RefSeq lists its product as uncharacterized. The transcript has 5 exons. NCBI's taxonomy places the organism in Eukaryota, Fungi, Ascomycota, Dothideomycetes, Pleosporales, Pleosporaceae. The coding region runs from base 1 to 456 and encodes 151 amino acids. The record is from RefSeq and is a predicted model, not a curated record.